Messenger RNA from Parasteatoda tepidariorum (common house spider), 2446 nucleotides. RefSeq lists its product as uncharacterized. NCBI's taxonomy places the organism in Eukaryota, Metazoa, Arthropoda, Arachnida, Araneae, Theridiidae. Gene Ontology annotation, biological process: positive regulation of DNA-templated transcription. The record is from RefSeq and is a predicted model, not a curated record. Gene Ontology annotation, molecular function: chromatin binding. Gene Ontology annotation, cellular component: transcription elongation factor complex.
GAUCACGCUGUUUAUCAAUUUUAAAUUUUGGUUCGCGUCGAGUUUUGUAAACAGUGCUUUUACAACUUUUAUCCCUCUUUCUUUCAUUCAAUUCACUUGCCCAUGAAUUCUGUCUAAAAAGUAAAGAAAGGUUAUAGAUAAAAUAAAUUAUUAACCUGUUGUUUUUUUAAUUUUAUUAGUUGCAUAAUGAGUGGGGAGACUGAUGAUGUUAGUGAUCAAAGUGAAAAUGUUUUUAUUGAUUUCACUCCUGUGUGCAGGUAUGCUACUGCGUGUUAUAGGAAAAAUCCAGAACAUUUUAUGAAAUUUCGCCAUCCUCAUUUGCCAGGAGAUUCCGAAAAUGUAGCUGUAAAAGAAAUUGUAGAUAUGAAAAUUGAGAUUGGUCAUGAUGCUACAUUAAAGACCACAACAAAUUCUCAAGGGCAUACUCAUGAUUGGACUGCAUUUGUUCGUUGUACGAAUCAAAGUGCAACUGGAAUUUUUCUUGAAAAAGUAGAAUUCAUCUUUCCACAAAUUUUAGCUCGUGCUCCUUUGGUUGCGAAUCAGCCUCCUUUUAGUGUUACUGACUCUGGGUCAAGAUCCUUUGUAAUGAAUAUUGAUAUUCAUUUUAAGAGUUUUCCCGACCCCAAGAAGAUACAAAUAGAUUAUGAUCUGUAUUUAAAAGACAAUGCUUCUUUCUCAAAUGUGCAUCAAGUGAAAUUAACAAUUCAAAACCCAUCUCCUGCUUUUCGGCAGAGACUGCUGUUAGCUGGUGGUGUUAUGGUUCAGGUUCCUGACAGCAGCAUGUGGGAUAAUGUUAGACAGUCUUUACCGUCGACCAGUUUAACCAAUAAGAGAAAAGUAGGAGAUCAAACAACUGGUCAGUCGACAAACGAUGAAUGUGAUGCUUUUGGUCAUCUUUGUACCACAAAGUUACGAAAAUUAGAAUCCCUGUCUCCACCCCAAAAAACCCUUGCCGAAAAGCUGAUAUCUGAAGUUCUGUUUCAUGCUGAGCAGAAGUCUCUUACAAAUGAAAGCUGUGUUCAUCUGACCAGUUCAUCUUCAAUAACUCCUACAGUUAAUAAUCACUCUUCACCAUUGCGAACAGUUAAAAUUGAGCCAUUGGAAGCUACAGCUUCAAGUGUGUCUACUAAUUAUGACUUUUCUUCGUUGCCAGGCGAUAGUCCUCGUCAGGCUAUUAAAUCAGAACCGAACUCUCCAUCGUCGUCACAGAUAUCGGCUGUUAAAUUAGAAGCUAAUUCUCCCUCUUCUUCUACAGAUAUUGAGGAAUGUGUUAUAUUGAAAACUAUUAAAUCUGAAAAGCCUGAAAAUGAACCUUUAAUUGUGGAAAUUAAGGAAGAGAUGAUUUGAAAUUGAUUUUUAUUAACUGUGUUAGCCUGAGCAUCGCAAAAUAUCACAUCAUUCAUUUUAAUUUUUUAUUUUGUACAUAGUAUGUUCCUAAUAUACAUUUAUUUGAUUACUAAUUUAUAUAUACAAUAGAAGAUCUGUAAUUAGCCUUAAAUUAAAAAUAAUUAUAAAUAAAAGUAGGUGUAAACAAUGAAAAUUGCAGUUAGGAUCUAAGCAAGAAGUAUUAACUUUCUUUUGACAUUAUUUGUAUAGUUAUUUGCUGAGAGAUUGAAGCUAAGCAAACCAAUUUUUUUUUAUUUAUUUAUUUAUCAGUUCUAAUGCUAAUUAGUAAAAUACUUAAAUUUUCAAAUCGUUUUUAUAAAUGCAGUAUUUGCACUUGAUAGGAAAUUAAUAAUAAUUAGGUAAUAAUAAGUGUUAUUGAAUAUAAUUAAUAAUUAGAAGUGUUAUUUAAAUUGUUUUCAAAUCAUUUUAAAAGGUUUUUUAAAAUUGUUCUUUUAAAUGGGUUUUAAAUUGUUUUCAUAGGUGACAGGCCUAAAGCAAAUGAUAGAAAUUCAAUAACAAUUUAGACGUUUUAGUAUCGGAUUCGUUAUUUUUAUAAAAAAAAAUAAUAUUUUUAUGGGUGACAAACUAUGUGCAAAUUAUAGAAAAUUAGUAAUAAUCAUGUCUUUUAAAAUUGUAGUUUGACACAAUUUUCUCAUUUUAAUCGAAUUGUUUAGAACAAAUUCAGCAUAAAUCAUUGUAAGAGGCGGACUUAUUUUAACAUUAGUUAUAAUUAUUUUCACUUGCAGUGUUUGCAGUUUAACUCAACAGGAAAUGGCCAGACUAUUAGCUUAACUUCAAUUGUUUCGUUUCAGCCUAUUUAUGUUUUUUUUAAAUAAUAUUACUUCUUACAUUUUGUGAUGUUUUGUCUCGGUCUGUAAAUAAUAAAUCCUUAGCUGUAAAUGCAUUCACUCUCUAGACUCUUUAUACAACUCUAUGUGUUUCCUAGUAAAUAUACUGGAUAAUUAUUUUUCAACUGAGGCAAAAUCCUUGUAUGAAAUGAUUAAUAAUCUUAUUCUAAGAUAAAGUAUAUAUUGUUAAAAUAAAUUGUUAUUGAAGUUGC